UGUUUCUAUGAUCUUUGAUUUCUUCUUUCCUUGCCUUUGAUCACAUCCCUCUACUUGAUAUGUAUAUAUAUAAACUAAACAUAACAGAGCAGAGCAAUGAAUCAUAGUUCCCACAUCAAUAUCACAAAAAAUGGCUACCAUAAAAGCUUCUCACACUGUGGUUCCAAAUCAACCAACACCAAAAGGUCGAUUGUGGCUAUCCAACAGUGACAAUUCCACACGUAAAGCACAUUCACCAGUUAUUUACAUCUACAAAGCAAAACACAACAUUGAAUACAACAUUGAGAGGAUGAAAGAGUCUCUUAGCAAAACUCUAGUGUACUUCUAUCCAGUUGCUGGCAGAUUGAGCUUAUCAGAAAGUGGUAGAAUGGAAGUGGAUUGCAACGCAAAGGGAGUGACAUUGAUCGAAGCCGAAACCGCGAAAACAUUGGCUGAUUUUGGAGACUUUUCACCCUCUGAUUCCAUCAAGGAAGAACUUGUUCCAGCAAUUGAUUAUCACUCUCAACCUAUACAAGAGAUUCCUUUGCUAUUUGUUCAACUAACAAGAUUCAAAGGUGACCAACAACAACAACAUGGCCUUGCCAUUGGAAUGGCUUACUCACAUCCUGUGGCUGAUGGGCUUGCUUGGACUCGCUUUGUCAACACAUGGGCAACGGUCAAUAGAGGAGACUCAUUAGAUGUUAAUGAAAUGCCAUUUCUAGAUCGAACUAUACUCAAAUUUCCAACAUGGUCAUCGUCAUUGUCGUUACUGUCACCACCACCACUAUCGCACUCUGAUCACCCAGAGCUGAAGCCUCUUCCACUCAUACUAGGCAGAUCUGACAGCACUGAAGAGCAAAACAAGAAGACAACAGCAUCUGUGUUGAAACUCACAUCAAAGCAAGUGGAGAUGCUGAAGAAGAAGGCCAAUGAUCAAGGGUCAACACCUUGUACCAGAUUUGAAGCUGUGGCCGCACAUAUAUGGAGAUGUGCAUGCAAGGCUCGCGGACAACAUCACAAGCAACCAACUAUAGUUCGGUUCAAUGGUGAUAUUCGCAACAGAUUAAUCCCUCCUCUCCCCAGGAACUACUUUGGGAAUGCAUUGGUAGCAACAGUGACACCAGAAUGUUAUGUUGGAGAAAUCACAUCAAGACCAUUGAGUUAUGCAGCAAGAAAAUUGAGAGAAGCAAUAGCGUUGCUCAGAGAUGAGUACAUCAGGUCACAGUUAGAAGCUGUGUUUGGUGAGGAGCAAUUGAAGUGCAUAAGGGCUUUCUUCUUGGGACAAGGUGAAGGUAGAAGUGAACCGUUUGGAGGGAAUCCAAAUCUUCAAAUCACAAGCUGGAUCAACUUCCCGGUGGAUAGUACAGAUUUUGGGUGGGGAAAGCCUGUGUAUUUUGGUCUAGGAUAUGUGUGUGCACUUGAUAGGGGGAUUAUUGUUCGAGAUCCACAAGAUGAUGGUUCUUUGAUUGUGAUCAUGCAUUUCCAGAUAGCACAUAUGCAACUCUUUAAGAAACUCUUCUACGAGGAUAUAUUCACUUCAAGGCUGUAAUUCGUGGUUGUUUUGCAAAGACUGAUAUCCAUCACCAUGAGGCUUAAUUUUGAUUCACAUCAUUAUAAGCUUCUUCUUUUGUAAUGUCUGCAUUGGUCAAAUCCUAAACUCUCUCUCCCCUUCAAAAUUUGAGUUUUUUUUAAUCGAUUAUUAGUUUUGUCUGUAUGAGAAGAUGGUCUUUGUGGAUGUGACAAUUUUGUCUUCUUUGAUUGUUUGAAUUUGUUGGUAUGUAUGUGAUCAUUAUAUGGGUUAUGAGUUGUAAUGAAAGUUGAGGGUUGUAUGUGAUCAUUAUAUGGGUUAUGAGUUGUAAUGAAAGUUGAGGGUUGUUGAGUGUGGGGUAGGGAUAGGGAUGCACUCUCAAGCCAUAGCUAAGAACUCUCAAAAUUGAUCUGUUGGAUCAGACUCCUUCUGUCCGAUUCUCAUUAGCUAAGAUUUGAUUUUUUUUA
Glycine soja is the source of this 1974-nucleotide messenger RNA. RefSeq names its product spermidine hydroxycinnamoyl transferase-like. Bases 131 to 1528 code for a protein of 465 amino acids. Gene Ontology annotation, molecular function: acyltransferase activity, transferring groups other than amino-acyl groups. Lineage: Eukaryota; Viridiplantae; Streptophyta; Magnoliopsida; Fabales; Fabaceae. The transcript has a single exon. The record is from RefSeq and is a predicted model, not a curated record.